AUAAGAAGCCAAACAUUAGAGACACAGAGACAGAAAUGCAGCUAAGAGAAUCCAUGCAAAAAACCAAAAAUUUCUUCCACAAAACCCUUCAAAAGUUCAAGUCUGUAUUCUAUGGAAGGUACCAAAAACUACCCAGAUCCCUUUCAUUCAAUCCUCUCUCUUGCAGAAGCAAGAAGCCAAAAGAUCGGCAUACGAAUGGAUACUACACCGACUUCUGUGAUGAAUGGGAGUGUGAUCUAGAAAAGGCAGAGAGGAGAAAGAAUAUUAUUUUGGUAGCAUCUAAAGAGUCAAAAGAAGAAGAAGGCAAAUGCAGUGGAAGUGUUAUGGAACUUGUACAAAAAAAUCCAUUGAAGAACAAACAAGAAGAGAAGAAUAAAAGAAGUUCUAAGUUAGGUAAAAGAGAAUAUCAGUGUUCACAAAACACAAAGGGAGGAGUGUGUGUUUUAGCACAAAAGAUGAAGGAACUGGAAAUGUCAGAUGUAGGUGAUAUGGAGCAAGUGUUGGACAUAGAAGAGGCACUCCACUAUUACUCUCGCCUCAAAAGCCCAGUGUAUGUUGACAUGGUGAACAACUUCUUCACUGAUAUGUACUCAGACUUUUCUGUUCCACAAGCUUCAGCCAGCAUCAACAAUUCGAAGCGGAGACUAGGCUCAGUCCGGUUUUAGGUAUCAAUGUUCAUAAGUUCUUUCCUGUGCAUAUGAAUCUUCAAUUGGUUUUUUUUAAUUUCUUCUCUCUUUUUUCCCCUAUUGAUUGUGUCUGCAUCUCUGUGUGCUCUUGGCAUUUUGUAUUUCUAAUCCUUCCCACUUCAGUCGCAAUUUGCUUAAGCUCUGUCUUUUUACUGAUUGAUAUCACCUGAUUUGGUUUCUUUAGAUACCAGGAAUUCAAUCAUAUGUAGCUUAUAAACAUUAAAGCAUCAUAAGAUCAGUCUAAGAUCUACUAUGUUCA
Tripterygium wilfordii is the source of this 945-nucleotide messenger RNA. RefSeq lists its product as uncharacterized. Bases 36 to 665 code for a protein of 209 amino acids. NCBI's taxonomy places the organism in Eukaryota, Viridiplantae, Streptophyta, Magnoliopsida, Celastrales, Celastraceae. The transcript has a single exon. The record is from RefSeq and is a predicted model, not a curated record.